Molecule: messenger RNA, 1091 nt
Organism: Vitis vinifera (wine grape)
Lineage: Eukaryota; Viridiplantae; Streptophyta; Magnoliopsida; Vitales; Vitaceae
Product: high mobility group-like
Exons: 8
Coding region: 354-815 (153 amino acids)
Source: RefSeq, a predicted model, not a curated record
UUCGAAAUAAGAAGAAGAGAAAAAAGCUCAUGUAUUAUAAAUGGGAGGAGGGCAACAAAAUCAAAACUAGCACACAAAGAAAACACAAUCGGAGGCCAAAGCACAGCGCUAAAGAAAUGGGCCAAUUAAAACGAAGCUCACGGAUCGAUGACGUGGCAUUAAAAUUCAAAUCCCGCCUAAACCCCGGAUUUCAUUUCACUCGCAAUUGAAUUUCAAUUUCCUCAACUUAUUAUCUCCGCCUUUCGGCGACCUUUCACAUCCCGCAUCUCUCUCUCUCUCUCUAUUUCUCUAUUUUUCUUUCCUUUCGGCGUCCAAACCCUAACCCUAGCGUUACAGACUAAAGCGGAUUCGCCAUGAAAGGAGGCCGAUCCAAGUCCGAUACAAAGAAAGCUGAUGCCAAGCUUUCUGUGAAGAAAGGGGCUGCUGCUACGAAGGCAGGAAAGAAAACAAAGAAGGAAAAGCCAGUAAAGGACCCUAACAAGCCUAAGAGGCCAGCCAGUGCCUUUUUCGUUUUCAUGGAAGAGUUUAGGAAGCAGUACAAGGAGAAGCACCCUUCCAAUAAAUCGGUCUCUGUGGUUGGCAAAGCUGGUGGGGAUAAAUGGAAGUCUAUGUCUGAAGCCGAGAAGGCUCCCUAUGUAGCGAAAGCAGAAAAGCGGAAAGUAGAAUACGAGAAGAACAUGAAAGCCUAUAACAAAAAACAGGCUGAAGGUACCAAAGUAGUAGAGGAGGAGGAUGAGUCUGAAAAAUCCCUCUCCGAGGUGAAUGAUCAGGAGGAUGACGAAGAUGGCAGUGAAGAGGAGGAAGAUGAUGAGUAAAAUUUGCUGACGAGGGCAGUGUGCGUGCAGAUGCAUUGGCCAUCAAAAUGUUUGAUCAUCUCAUGUUUAGUCUCUCGGAACAGAAAUAUGGCACAAUGAUUGAUCAUUUCUUUUAAAUGUUUUUCCUUUUUUUGGAUGAAAUAUAUAUCCUCCAGCUCCACUGUAUUUCAUCUUGUUUUGCUCCUUAAGAAGAUGAAUAGUGAACGAAGAAAAAUCUGCUCUAUUUGUACUUUGCUCUCAGAUUUUAGUGAUUUAGCAAGGGGUUUCUUUUGUAGA